Molecule: messenger RNA, 968 nt
Organism: Exophiala dermatitidis NIH/UT8656
Lineage: Eukaryota; Fungi; Ascomycota; Eurotiomycetes; Chaetothyriales; Herpotrichiellaceae
Product: oxidoreductase, short chain dehydrogenase/reductase
Exons: 5
Coding region: 101-838 (245 amino acids)
Molecular function (GO): oxidoreductase activity
Source: RefSeq, a predicted model, not a curated record
GCUUGAUCGGGGGGACGAGCCCCGCCCCACGUCGUCCCCUUGGAUCCCCGGGAUCGGUCUCUGUGACACUCGCGGUAAAUCAGAACGCAAUAGAGCAAAAAUGGCCUCCUCGUUUGAAGGCAAAGUGAUUGCCAUUACCGGGGCUGGCUCGGGCAUGGGCCUGGCCACUGCAAAACUGCUGGCUUCUCGGGGGGCGAUCAUUUCCCUUGCUGACAUCAACGAGGCCGGCGUAAAGGCCGCCACCGAGUCCCUACCAGGUGGUAGCGACAAACACAUGUACAGUGUCGUCGACGUCCGAAUAAGUCAACAGAUCAACAGAUGGAUCGAGUCGACCGUGCAGAGAUUCGGCAAACUGGAUGGUGCUGUCAACAUGGCUGGCAUUAUUACCCCUGCCAAGCCAGUCGCGGAGGAAUCUGAUGAGACUUGGGACUUUACCUUUGCCGUCAAUGCCCGUGGUGUCUUUGCCUCUAUGAGAGCACAGAUCAACGCGAUGAAGAACGGUGGUGCCAUUGUUUCUGCCGCCAGUACUUUUGGCCAGAUGGGCUCAGCGGGUGUUUCUCCUUACUGUGCCAGCAAAGCUGCUGUCAUUGGCUUGUCGAGAGCAGCGGCAAAGGAAAACCCACACAUUCGGAUCAACUGCGUUGCCCCAGGCUCUGUCAACACUCCCUUGUCGAGGGGUGAGAAUCCCGAAGAUGUCAAACGAGGCCUUCAAGCAACUGUUCAAAAGAGAAGGGCAGAACCAGAGGAAAUUGCCACUGUGAUUGCUUUCCUGCUAAGCGAGGAAGCAUCAUUUGUUACCGGCGCUGUGUAUAACGUAGAUGGAGGCUGGAUGUGCUGAUAGGCACAAGCGAAAUAAAAAUCUACCGCAGUCGGGGGCCUGUGACUGAAAGGACCUAAAUAGAAGGCUACUAUUCAAAGCACUUUUUUAAACAGAGUAUCAGCGAAUUGACCUUUGAAUAUAUACAGAC